AUGACUCUGGGCGGUACUAACAUCACCGAGCCUCUCACCUGUAAGAGUAGUGACUUCUCAUUAAGCUAUAGAUUUUCUUUUCCAGGAAUCCUAGCCAUAGAUACAUCUCAUCCCAGGAAUUCUGUUCUGUAUCAUCUCACCGAACAAUUAUUACAGAAAUAUCACAAGGAAGUGAGACCAGUUCAAGACUGGAUGGAGGCUACGACUGUAUACCUGGACGUAGUUGUUCAUGCUGUAUUGGAUGUGGAUGUACAGAAUCAAAAAUUAAAGACAAGCAUAUGGUACUGUGAGGUUUGGGAUGAUGAAUUUUUAUCCUGGAAUUCCAGAAUGUUUGAUGAUAUUAGAGAGAUAUCCCUACCUCUAAGUGCCAUUUGGGCCCCUGAUAUCAUCAUUAAUGAAUUCAUGAACAUUGAAAGAUUACCUGACCUUCCUUAUGUUUAUGUGAGCUCAUCUAGGACCAUUAAGAACUCCAAGUUCAUCCAGGUGGUCUCUGCAUGCAGUUUAGAGACAUAUGCUUUUCCAUUUGAUAUCCAGAAUGGCAGCCUAACCUUCAAUAGCAUUCUACACACAGAUAAACUGUGAGAGUUUUCAGUGGAAAAUGUAGACUUAGCCUUCUUGAGGAGCAGAGAAGACAUUAAGCAUGACAAAAAGUCAUUGUUGAAUGAUAGUGUGUGGGAGCUUUUUUCUGUGUCCUCAACAUACAACAUCCUGCAGAGCAGCGGUGGACAUUUUUCACUGAUUCAGUUUCACGUAAUGAUUCGCAGACACCUGCUGGUCUACCUCAUGAGCCUGCUGAUUCCCAGCAUCUUCUUCAUGCUCGUGGACCUGCGCUUCUACCUACCCACAACUUGCCGUGCCAGGAUUGUGUUCGAGACCAGCAUACUGGUGGGCUACACUGUCUUCAGGGUCAACAUGUCCGACAAGAUGCCACAGAGCGCAACAAGCGCCCCUCUAAUUGGGGUCUUCACAGUCUGUAUGGCCUUCUUGGUUCUCAGCUUAUCUAUGUCCAUCUUGUUGGUCAAAUUUCUUCACGACCAGCGGUACAGUUGGCAGGAGUGGCCCCUCUUGUGCCUUCGAGACACUGAUGCUGAUUGGCCUAGAAUGGAUCCCAAGGCCCAGCUUGCUGGGAUGACAGAGUCCCCUGUCUGUUGAGACCACCAGGCUCAGUAAGGCACCCUGAAUGAAGUCUUAUCCCAGCUUCAAUCUAUCAGCAACUACUUCUGAACCCAAGACCGCUGGCUGGCCCUCCUGGAACACUUUGACCACCUGCUCUUUCGAGGCUACCUUGUCAUGCUGGGACUCUACACCAUCACCCUGUGCUCCCUCUGGGUGCUUGGAGUGGCUUGUGAAGAUCAAAGUCGGCUGGUCUCAGUCAAUGUGCUCUCACAGCACUUGGGGAAAUCUGAAAUUGGAGGGGAGAAACAGUGGGUUUAA
Molecule: messenger RNA, 1434 nt
Organism: Pteropus alecto (black flying fox)
Lineage: Eukaryota; Metazoa; Chordata; Mammalia; Chiroptera; Pteropodidae
Gene: HTR3B
Product: 5-hydroxytryptamine receptor 3B
Biological process (GO): signal transduction; chemical synaptic transmission; nervous system process
Cellular component (GO): postsynaptic membrane; synapse; neuron projection
Molecular function (GO): neurotransmitter receptor activity; transmembrane signaling receptor activity; extracellular ligand-gated monoatomic ion channel activity
Source: RefSeq, a predicted model, not a curated record